Molecule: messenger RNA, 1467 nt
Organism: Melitaea cinxia (Glanville fritillary)
Lineage: Eukaryota; Metazoa; Arthropoda; Insecta; Lepidoptera; Nymphalidae
Exons: 2
Coding region: 24-1406 (460 amino acids)
Source: RefSeq, a predicted model, not a curated record
UUGAUAUCUUGGUUGAUAUUAAAAUGGCGGAUGUCUCAAGCGAUGACCGAAAAGUAAAGUUAACUAAAAAUGGUAAAGUUGUGAAAAGACGAACUCGAAACCCAGAAGAAUGGCACAAACAAAAACAAAAGCGGCUAAGAAUAGCUGGACUGGAAUAUAUAAACGCAAAUGGGAAAGUGGUCCCGCCCAAGAAACCCGGCCCCGAUUGCAAUUGCCGCCGUAAAUGUUUUCAGAGAGUUUCUGAAGAUGUGAGACUCAAGACUUUUCAAGGAUUUUAUUCAAUGAAAACUCACGAUGAACAAAAUGCUUACCUGUUUGGCCUUAUGAGACAGGUAGAUGUCAAACGAAAAAGAGUCAAAUCCAGCAGUAGACGCACUUGCACAUUUGAAUACUUUGUAAGAGUUAAAGGGAUGGAAACUCAAGUUUGCCAGACAGCUUUUAAAAAUAUACAUGCCAUAACAGAAAGGAAAGUCAGAGUACUGUGUAAAAAAAUGGAUGACGGUGUGAUGUUUCCAAGUGACAAUCGUGGAAAGAAUAGUCAUAGGAGAUCUGGUGAAGUGCGUCUUCCAACAAAUGUUAUAGAUCAAAUUAAAAACCAUAUUUACUCAAUUGUUCAUACUCACAGAUUAAAAGAUUUUAUAAGACUUGAUAAAAUUGCCGGAUUAGAAAUUAACAUAUCUAAGAUGUGGAAAGAUUAUAUAAAGACUUAUGAUCCAGACAACAUAUCAGCUACGAUGCCUAAAUCUAAGCGGCAUUUAGAUCUUGAAUUACCGAGUGAACAAAAUCAACAGACGCAGCAUCCACAACCACAGGAUUCAUUUGCUCAUAUUGCAUAUCCAGGAAGUGGACAUCUCGUCAAUAUAGCAGAGAAUUAUUUUGAAAAUCAGUAUCAGACUGCUUUAGCCACAACAACCAAUUCAACAAAUUUUUAUCCCACACAAAAUGGACCACAAAGCAUGGGAAUACUCGUACAGUCUACUGUAACUAGGGCAACACAACCCACAGCAUUUAUCUUAUUGCAGACAAAACCAGAACCACCGCAAGACAAUACAUUAGCUAUUUCCAACGCACCUUAUAAUCAAGAAGUUGAAAUUCACAAUAGUAAUGAGAAAACUGGAAAGAAAAUAAAAAAAGAAAGAAAGAAGGGACCUCUAGUCAAGCAGUGGAGGUACACAAACAUAUUUCAUGAUGAAAUUAAUGGUGCUGCUUUAGCAGCAAUUAAAACUAGACUUGGUAUGUAUUAUGCUGAGAGUGAUGCUGCCAGGAAAAAGGUAAAGCAGCCUCAACCACAGGAGGCAAUCCAGACUCAAACAACAAAUGAACAAACACAAAUAAGAACUGAACUAGCUUCUAUUAGACCUCCACACCAACCAAUUAGACCACAUACUGUAACAAUUUAUACAUAACAUUAAUAUAUAUAUAUAUAUAUAUAUAUGGAGGGGCAAAAGUAUAGCUCAUAUCCUAUCU